Phyllostomus discolor (pale spear-nosed bat) is the source of this 6448-nucleotide messenger RNA. It is a transcript of the gene TDRD6, whose product is annotated as tudor domain containing 6. NCBI's taxonomy places the organism in Eukaryota, Metazoa, Chordata, Mammalia, Chiroptera, Phyllostomidae. The coding region runs from base 140 to 6376 and encodes 2078 amino acids. The transcript is spliced from 3 exons. The record is from RefSeq and is a predicted model, not a curated record. Gene Ontology annotation, biological process: spermatogenesis.
GGUCUGAGCCGCGGUCGCAACGCCGCCGGGGGAGUCUUCCCACUCCUUUCUUCCCGGGACUGCCGCGCUCCACCCGUUGGCGCGGAAGGUUUCGCCGCCCUGACCGCUCAGCAGAUCGCGGCCGCGCCAAGCCGCCGACAUGUGCUCCACGCCCGGGCUGCCGACGCCGGGGUCCUCGCUGAUCCUGCGGGUGUCCUUCGUGGACGUGCAUUCUGAGAUAAUCCCCGUGCAGCUUUGGGGGCUGGUGGGCGAGCGGCGGGACGAGUGCCUGCGCUUGAGUCAGGACAUCCAGAAAGCGGCGGCCACGCGGGGCCUGUGGGCGCUGGGCGGCACCGCGGCUUUGCCCGGCGAGCUGUGCCUGGUGCAGGUGGGGCUCCUGUGGCACCGCGGCCGCGUGCUCAGCCGUCAGGGGCCGGAGAGCCGCGUCUUCCUGCUGGACGAAGGUCGCACCCUCACGGCCGAUUCAGGCUCUCUGGUGCCCGGACGCAGCGAGUUCUUCCACCUUCCCUCGGAGGUGCUGGGCUGCGUGCUGGCCGGCCUGGUGCCCGCGGGUGGCGGCGGGGGCGAGUCCCAACUGUGGUCGGCUAGCGCCUUGGACUUCCUUGGCAAACUGCAGGGCAAGGAGUUGCAGGGGCGGGUCCUAGACGUGCUUCUCCCGCACCGCCUGGUCUUUCUGGAGGUGCCCUCUCUCUUCCAGAGGAUGCAGGAACUUGGCCUGGCCCGGCAGGUACCCCACAGCCUCUUCCGCUCGCUACUCAAACGUUACCUCCCAACGGGCUCCGCUGGCCUGGGCUCCGGGGAUGUGGUCUUGCAGCGAGUCCUGCCCAAGCCAGAGCAGCCUGGCCUGGAUUACUUCUAUCCGCAGCUGCAGCUGGGCGUGACGGAGCCUGUGAUGGUGACUCAGGUGUGCCAUCCCCACCGCAUUCACUGUCAGCUCCGGAGCUUCUCGCAGGAGAUCCACCGCCUCUCUGAGAGCAUGGCUCACGUAUACCGGGGUUCCACGGGGACAGAAGAUGAAAACUACACCAGUGCCACUGGGGAAGGAAGGGAGGAGAGCCCAGACAAGCCGGGCUCUCCGUGUGCAUCCUGUGGUUUGGAUGGGCAUUGGUAUAGGGCGCUCUUGCUUGAGACAUUUCGGCCUCAGCGCUGUGCCCAGGUGCUUCACGUGGACUUUGGCAGGAAGGAGUUAGUGAGUUGUAGUAGCCUGCGCUACUUGCUGCCUGAAUAUUUUCGAAUGCCUGUGGUGACCUACCCCUGUGCUUUGUACGGCCUCUGGGACGGGGGCAGAGGCUGGUCUCGGUCACAGGUGGGUGACCUAAAGGCACUGAUACUGGGUCAGGUAGUGAAUGCAAAGAUUGAAUUCUACUGUUCCUUUGAGCACGUGUAUUAUGUCACCCUGUAUGGAGAAGAUGGGACCAAUCUUAACUGUGUAUUUGGACUGCAGUCCUGUUGUUUAGCUGACCGGUUCCUUCAGAGCCAGGGAGCAGAGGAAAAGGAGGAGGAGGGAGAGGAACCAGAAACGGCUCUUCACUGUCAGUCCACCGCUGAAGAAGCGGAUGAAGAGCUUUCACUCCCAGCCUUAAGAUCCAUCAGGUUAAAAAUGAAUACUUUCUAUGACGCCCAGGUAGAGUUUGUCAAAAAUCCUUCUGAGUUUUGGAUUGGGUUGAGGAAACACAGUGGCACCUUCAGCAAGUUGAUGAGGAAAAUGUGCAGUUUCUAUUCGUCAGCCAGUAAACUGGAUGGUGUAGCUUUGAAACCAAAGCCCAAUGGCCUCUGCUGUGUCAAGUGGAAAGAAAAUGGUUAUUAUCGGGCACUGAUCACCAGAUUAGAUGACAAGAGUGUGGAUGUAUUCUUAGUUGAUCGGGGCAAUUCAGAAAAUGUAGACUGGCGUGACGUGCAGAUGCUGCUCCCUCAGUUUAGACGGCUGCCAGGACUGGCUCUGGGGUGCACGCUGGCCGAUAUUUCGCCUUUAGCAGAAACUUGGAGCCAGGAGGCAAUUUCCUUUUUUAAAAAGACUGUGCUCCACAAAGAAUUAGUUAUCCAUGUCCUUGAUAAUCGGGAUAAUCGAUACAUUGUUGAGAUUCUUGAUGAAUCAAGACUAGGGGAAGAAAACAUUAGUAAGGUGAUUGCUCAGGCUGGAUAUGCUAAGUAUCAGGAAUUUGAAACAAAGGAAAGUAUUCCUGGCUGUGCCUACUUCCCAGGGCAUGAUAGUGCUGAGACUAACAAAAUAUCUUCUGCCAGGAAGGAAGAAGUAGAACAGAAAGCCAAGAGAGAGAAAACUAGAUCUGUUUCAGAGGCUUUGACUGACACAGUAGUUGUUACAAAUGUUUCAACUGGACAAGUUGUGCAGGAAAAAGAGCAGAGAGUGCCUGUUUAUUCUCCUCUUAUACAGACUUUCUUGGAAAUGAAACCAGGCUCUUCUUGUAAAGGAGAGAUAAAAGUGGGAAGUACAGUAGAAGUCAAAGUGUCCUAUGUUGAAAACCCCGGCCAUUUCUGGUGCCAGCUGACCAGGAACAUGCAAGGAUUUAAAACUCUCAUGUGUGAUAUUCAGGACUAUUGCAAGAACACCCCCAUUCCUUACCAGGGAACCACUCCUGCUUGUUUGGCAAAGAGAACAGUAAAUGGGAAAUGGUCCAGAGCUCUGAUCAGGGAGACACAAUCUUCAGAGCAUGUCCAAGUAGUAUUUGUAGAUUAUGGAGACAAAGAUAUGGUGUCUGUGAAGAAUAUUUGUUCAAUUACUGAAGAGUUUCUCAAAGUUAAGGCUCAGGCUUUUAGGUGCAGUCUUUAUAAUUUAAUUCAACCCACCAGUCAAAAUCCUUUUGCCUGGGGUACAAAAGCAGUACAAGUUUUCAGUGAAUUUGUAGGUAAUGCAUGGGAAGACAAUCUAGAAUUAAAAUGCACCAUAUUUGCUAUUGCAUCAACAGCUGAUGAGGAACUGUUCUAUAUUGUGGAUUUGCUAACACCGUUUCAGAGCGCAAGCCGUAUUUUGGUGGAAAAGGGACUUGCGAGAGCAAUAAAACUUCCGAGUCCGCUGGGGUUCCCUCUGCAGCUAUGUUCUUACUACUAUUCGACACAUGAUGUGAAAGUUGGAAGUGAAGAAUCAGUGUACAUAACACAUGUUGAGGACCCUUGGACAUUUUAUUGCCAGUUGGGAAGAAAUGCACAUAUUUUAGAAGAGCUGUCAUGUUCUGUUUUACAAUUAAGUAAAACUUUGCUGAAUAUAAACAAGUCUCCCUUGAUCCCUGGAGCCUUGUGCCUUGCCAAGUAUACUGAUAGAAAUUGGUAUAGGGGCAUAAUGAUAGAAAAACACCCAAACAGAGUCUUUUUUGUUGAUUUUGGGAACAUUUAUGUGGUAACAAAUGAUGAUCUGCUUUCAAUACCCGGUGAUACAUGUGACGAUGUCUUAUUUUUGCCCAUGCAAGCUGUUAAAUGUUCAUUAUCUGAUAUUCCUGAUCAUAUACCAGAAGAAAUUACAACAUGGUUUCAGGAGAUUACUUUAGAUAAAUCAUUGAAGGCUAUGGUCGUAGCAAAAGAUCCAGACGGAACACUGAUUAUAGAACUAUAUGAUGACGGUAUUCAAAUUAAUGAGAGCAUUAAUGAGAAGUUGGCGCUACUUGGUUACAAUGGUGGGAAAAGAAAACAAGACGAAAGUGAAGUACUAUCUAUAACAAAAACUCUUGAUAUAAAAAAGGACAAUACAAAGUUGUCAGCUAGGGGGCAUUUAAGCGAAUCGGUAGAAGACAAAUUCUACAAUAUGGAGAUCUUGGCAGAAUCACACAAACCUAAGGUCAGCUCAGCAUGUAAGGAACUUACACUUUCACAAAGUUCAACAAGGAUAAACUUAGUCACUCAACAUCAGGACUCUGUGGAUUGUAAAAACAGUGAAGUGCCUUCUUUAACCACAGAAAAGACAGAAGAAAGUUUUGCUGAGCCACCACUUUUGGAAGUCACAAAACUAGAGUUCACUCCUUCAGAGAGAGAAACAAGAGAUUCAUAUAACAAAGAUUUGCCUCUAAAAUUUUCUGAGUUCCCUCAGAAGACUAUAAUGCCCGGCUUCAAAACAACUGUGUAUGUGUCUCACAUAAAUGAUGUUUCAGACUUUUAUGUUCAACUAACAGAAGAUGAAGUGGAACUUAAUCAUCUUUCGGAGAGAUUAAAUGAUGUUAGUACAAGGCCCGAAUGUUAUGCAGGUCCACCUUUGCAAAGAGGAGAUAUAGUAUGUGCCAUUUUUCCAGAAGACAAUUUAUGGUAUCGUGCUGUGGUUAAGGAACACCAACCCAAUAAUCUUCUCUCUGUACAGUUUAUAGAUUAUGGCAAUGAUUCUGUGAUUCAUAAUAACAAGACAGGUAGACUUGACCUUAUUAAUGCGCUGUUACCAAGAUUGUGCAUCCACUGCUCCCUAAGGGGACUUUGGAGUCCUGAGAUUUUGAACUGUAAAGAAAUGACACGUUACUUUUCCCAAAGGACAGAGGAGGCUCAAAUAAGAUGUGAAUUUGUUAAAUUUCAAGACAGAUGGGAAGUUAUUCUUGCUGAUCAACAUGGGAUCAUAGCAGAAGAUAUGAUUAGCAGAUACGCUUUCCAUGAACAACCUGAAAUAGGACCUUCCACCCAAAUAUUGAACGGUACCUUUUCAAGGUCUGCCAACAAAACAAACAUGGACACGUCAGUAUUUCUUAACUGGUAUAAUCCAAAGAUGAAAAUGAUAAGAGCUUACGCCACUGUGAUCGAUGGACCUGAAUAUUUUUGGUGUCAGUUUGCCGAUACUGAGAAACUUCAAAAUUUAGAAGCAGAGGUACAAACUGCAGGAGAACAGGUGACAGACUGGAGAAGUUGUGUCUUGUGCCUUCACAUUGGGGAUCCUUGCAUAGUGAGAUACAGAGAAGAUGGGCAUUACUACAGGGCACUCAUCACCAGUGUUUGUGAGGAUUACUGCGCCUCCGCCAGGCUUGUGGACUUUGGAAACAUGGUAGACUCUGUGGACCCAGAAGCACUCCGGACCAUCCCUUCUGAACUUCUGCUGGUUCCUAUGCAAGCCUUUCCAUGUUGUCUCUCAGGAUUUAACGUUUCAGAGGGUGUGUGCCCUCCAGAGGGAAAUGACUACUUUUAUGAAAUAGUAACAGAAGAUGUCUUGGAGUUAACAAUAUUAGAAAUCAAAAAGGACAUUUGCGAUAUCCCAUUAGCAAUCGUUGACUUAAAAAGCAAAGGGGAAAGUAUUAAUGAAAAAAUGAAAAAAUAUUCUAAGAUUGGUAUUAGUAACAGCAAUCUGCCCUAUAAAAAAAAUGGGCCAGAGAUAAAGGGAGCUCUGGGACCCCCCAGCCCUGAUGUUGGACUUAAGAAACUGAUUAGCAAAGCUGGACAACAGAAAACACUGUAUGUGGAACCACAGACAGGUGAGCUCUUGGAAAGAAUUGGAAAAGACUUAAACAUGAUGGAAACCAAGCCAAAUAAGUUCUGUGAUCCUGAAACUGAUAAUGUUUUUGAAGCUUUUGAAAGCCCAUGCAAACAUAAAAUGGACACCGAAGUACCGGAAGGUAAAGUAGAGUGCCGUUUGGUCGACACAGCCACGUUUGAGAAUACAUACCUGAUUCCAGGGUUGAACACGUUACUACUGCAUGCCAGUGACACGAAGGAGAUGCUAGAACUGAAUUCACUUGAGGUGCCACUUUCUCCUGAUGAUGAAGCAGAAGAAUUCGUGGAACUAGAAUCCAUGGAGUUACAGCAUUCUCCAGUCGGCAAUGAAGAAAAAGAGGAGCCGGGCCUGGUGCCUCCGGUCUCACCACUCCCCCGCGGCUGUGACACAGAAGUCACCCUGGAGCCAUUCACAGUGCCGCUUCCCCUCAUCUGUGAAGCCGAGAAAGAGCCAGAGCUAGAAUUACCUGCAGCCCAGCUGAGCCUAGAAUCCACGUAUGCUCAGGACACGAGAAUGUCAAGUUGUGUGGAGUGUUUUGAUGACCAGCAUAGGUUGCCAGUGCAUCUACAUGGAAAGCCUUGUGAUCCCAAAACGCAGAUUGAAAUGGAUAUAUAUAAAGGAUAUUCAGAAUAUAAAAGCAGAGAUGUCAUUUCCUCAUUGAUGCCUUUGUUCUCUGAAGAAGAAUCUACAGAUGGGGGGAAACGGGGUGUUUUACCAGACCAUGUCUCAGCUCAACCAGAGAACACCUACACUCUGAAAGGAUUUACUGUGGGAUCUAGAUGUGUUGUGUGGUCAAGACAGACAUGGUCUGAAUGUGAGAUUUUGGAAAUAGCCGAAGAAGGCACAAAGGUUUUGAACCUGUCAGAUGGUAUUGAGGAGACGGUGAGCCCCGAGAAUGUCUGGAAUAGCAUACCCAAACUGGAUAACAGUCCAUCUGAAGCAUGGAAUUAUACAAAUGGUAAUUAGUGAGAGCAUUGUCCUUCAUUUUGAAAGACGACAAACUAUUUCCAAAGACUUGUGUGUAGGGAUAAUGGAAAG